Mangifera indica (mango) is the source of this 1215-nucleotide messenger RNA. RefSeq lists its product as uncharacterized. Lineage: Eukaryota; Viridiplantae; Streptophyta; Magnoliopsida; Sapindales; Anacardiaceae. The coding region runs from base 162 to 965 and encodes 267 amino acids. The record is from RefSeq and is a predicted model, not a curated record. The transcript has 6 exons.
UAAGAUGCUAUUAUUAUUACUUAUAAUAGCCUCCCUGCCUUGCAUUGUUCCUCGGUUUCAUUUUUAUACACGCAACGCAACCAUCAGGAACUCAAAACGACAACGAGAACAAUAUCGAACGGCCUAGGGUCCCUGAAAUAUUUUCUCCGGAUCGAAAAAUCAUGCGAGGCCACGAAGCGAUAGAGGUAGCGAAAACCGUCAUGGAGGUGGCUGACGUGGCAUGGACAGCCGUCGAAUGUUGCCACCAUCACCAUGAGGGGACUGAAACAAUGCCCACCGUGUCUAGGGAGGACUUGGAGUCACUUAAAUCGGAGAAUCGCCGUUUAAGGAACUUGCUGGAGCAGAAUCUUAAGCUGCUUGAAAAUUUGUCUAAGUCGCCUCGUUUGUUAAAUGACUGUCCUCCUGAUUUGUAUGCACGGCUAGUGGCUACCGUCGAUUCCAAGGAAUUCUUAUCUAGGCUAAAAAAAUUUCGUCAUGAAUCGAUUAAUGGAACUGGGGUUGAAUUUCCUUUCAAAGAGGCUACAGAUGAUGACGUGCGUUCGGCCGGAAUUUUGAUUAAUGUUGAUCAAGAAAAUCCCAGUUGGUGGGUUUGGGUGACGGAUGAAAUGGCACCAAGUAAUGUUGAGGAGUGGAGUGGAAUUGAUGAUGAGAGUUAUGUAGUCGUUAACGAGGAGCAUGUGGUUGAUGGGGUUGCCAAUUUCAUGGCUAAAUGCAUUUUUUCCAACCCAAAAGCUCAGAAUGUAACACCAGAGGAGCUGCAGAAAAUUCUGGCAAAAGCAUUGGGCAGUGGGGGCAAAUUAAGCAAAUUGGAGAAGAUUUUUGGUAUCUGGCAUGCUGGAAAGACGUUUUAUGCACUUUCCACCUGGGGACUUGCACUGGCAGGGUUGUAUAGGAGUCGCACUGUACUUAAACUUGCUGCAAUGGGUGUUCGCACGACCAGCAAAGUUGUUCUCAAGGCUCUCUGAAGUUGGAAUUUCCACUGAAAUGAAUUCACCCAAUGAUGUAGACUAACCAUAUCAAUAAUAGGGGUUGGGUUAUCAAUUUGAGCGGGAAGCUAAAAACUCGAUUGUUCUCGAUUGCUUGUCAAGUGUGCAUUAUUUUGAUAUGUAGAUGCUGUAAAUAUGUUGGCUUUGUAUUGUGCCAUUCAAUGACAUUAAUGUUGAUUGAUUUCGACACAACCCUUGUGAAGAUAAUCAAUCUUCUGUUUAUCUCGAA